AUGCCUCCAAUGCGCUACGUACCUCCGGCGAUUCUAGUCGUCGAUCUCGUCUUCUUGAUUCUCCACCGUGCCAUCAACAUGAACAUCCCGUUCAACCACCACUACAUCCGCGACGAACUCCUCGAAAUGUUCCGCUACCUCCUUGGCGAAUGCCGGGAAGGGGAGAGGGCGGGGACUUCGGAUGUGCGUGGGUGGUCAUGGUGGUCGUUGUCGUGCGUCGAUGCUCCAGAUGGCCCUGCGCCACCGCCUGCACCCGUCGCCCCGAGCACGGACUGGGACCGUGUACGCCGCCAUGGUUGCCACGCGUUCUGCGUCGAACAUGGCUACGGCCCCCCCCGCCGCCAGCGCCUCAGCCCCUCUGCCCCGGAUGUCGCUGGCCCCUCUAACUCGGCCGGCCCCGUGGUGAUGGACGUCGAGCCGGUGCUCCCGAUGCCGACUUCGUCCCUCACUGUGGCGGGCUUGAGGAGACGGAGCCGCUCUCCACCAACAAUCGUGGCCCGACGCUCCGCCCCAUCGCGUCUGAAAGCAUCUAGGCCCCUAAUUGGGUUUCGGUGA
Messenger RNA from Miscanthus lutarioriparius, 555 nucleotides. NCBI's taxonomy places the organism in Eukaryota, Viridiplantae, Streptophyta, Magnoliopsida, Poales, Poaceae. The record is from the annotation of a GenBank genome assembly.